Messenger RNA from Exaiptasia diaphana, 1251 nucleotides. RefSeq lists its product as uncharacterized. The record is from RefSeq and is a predicted model, not a curated record. The annotation marks the transcript as partial. The transcript has 5 exons. Lineage: Eukaryota; Metazoa; Cnidaria; Anthozoa; Actiniaria; Aiptasiidae.
GUAUUUUGGUGCAGCUCCUAAAUAGCCUUGGACUCAACAUUUCGGUCAAUAACAACCAUCUGGUCGCCGCAUUUUCCCARGUGAUGGAAGCCAUGAAUAGCGUGGGUUCAAAACCAAAUGCUUCAGACCUCAGCGACUAUUUCAUCAUUAGGAAAAUCAGCAGAUUACUUCGCGCCAACGAGAAUUCGUCCCGUAAAUCAAAGAAUGCUAGAACCUUUCUGGGGAUACUCCUUGCUCGACAGAAAACAUGUGAUUAUGCCGAAAUCUCUAAAGAACUUAAAGAAGAAAUUGGUAAUGAGGGAUUUAAGAGGCUGCUUAAUGUGGAUGGUAAAGUUACUUUAACCUUUGUAAUCGACAUCAGUGGGAGCAUGAAGUUAGUCAUCCCUAAAGUAAAACAGAUUGCUUUAAGCAUUGCAGAAUACAAAUCAAUCAAACAUGUUGACUAUGUCUUGUCAACUUUUUCCGAUGAUUCCAAAGGAACCAAGCUUCUUGGCAAUGUUCAAAACUUUGAUAAUCUCGAGAAUUUCAUAGAAGCACUUGACGAUAUGCUAUCAGUUCGUGAUUAUUUUAAAGAGAAGACUGGCGACUGUCCUGAGCCAGCGUACGCCGGCAUCAUAAAAGCAAUUACAGUUGGCAGUCCACAACGUGGUUCACCUAUGUACGUGUUCACGGACGCACCGCCGAAGCCAUUUGGAGAGUUCACAGAGGAUAACGCGAUAUAUCACGCUCAGAAAAAUAAAAUACCCAUCACUUUUUUCGUAUCGAACUCAUACUGUUCUCGACGAGCGAGGCAUUAUUACAGGAACAUCACAGAGGCAACUGGAGGAUUGGCUUUUGGAUUUAGAAUACGUUGGUCGACAAGAAAACUCAAGCGGAUGAUUAAAGGCAGUCUUGAUGGCACGUCUAUUAUUGCCAGUAAAAGGUCAAAGAGAAGGCAAAAAUCCAAACGAGGAAUUAGAAUCGAUGCCAAAAGCUUUUAUAUUGAUGAUAUCGCUCACGAGGGAACCAUUGAAGUUGAGGCUAAAGGCACGAUGAUUCAUCUUUUUAAUCCCAUUGGAAGGCAAAUACUUCCUGAAAGAAAAAGCCGCAAAAGGCUAUCUUGGACCAUUCUCAGACCACUGAGAGGAAAAUGGACAUUUAUUUCUACAGCCAGAAGUUUAAAAUUUGGGGUUAAGUCACAAUCGCAGUUAGACAUUACCUUGGAUUGGAAAUUCAUGAGGAAAGGAUCUAUUAUAGAUCAUCCAAUCAUAG